ACGGGUUUCAAUAUUUCUGGCAGCUAUCCUUCCGCUGCAAAUCCUCUGGGAAACCCAGCAUUUCCGGGUCAGACGACAGAUGGAGGCGUAAAUUGGAUCGGAUUCUUGAUAUCCAAGUAUAAUACCUCGCUGACGUUGUCUUUCAACUUUGCUGUGGCUGGAGCGACCACAAACUCCAGCAUUGUUGCUCCUGGGAGUCUUUCGAUUCCCGACCUUGGUCAACAGGUGAAUCUCUUUAGCAAUAGCAUUGCUUCUAAGCCGCCCUCCGCUCCUUGGAACAGCCAUGAUACCCUGGCAGGUAUAUGGAUGGGAAUUAACGACCUAGGAGGAACCUAUGCGCUGUCUAAUCUAGACAGUCUCCUCAACGAAAUCAUGACCAGUUACUUUGGCCAGUUGCAGAUUCUGUACAACGCAGGGGUCCGAAAUUUUAUCUUGCUUGCUGUCCCUCCCAUGCAGAGGACGCCCGUUUUUAUCGACCGAGGGAGCGAAGCCGUUAGUCAGGACGCCGCUGCUAUUGCAAAAUACAACAGCCUACUCCAGACUCACCUUUCUAACUUCCUGUCGUCCCACGCUGACGCCAGAGCAAAAUUCAUAGACACACAACAUCCUUUCGACCAGGCACUCGAUAAUCCAACCGCCUACGGUGCACCAAAUGCAACUUGCGUCAAUUGGGAUGGAUAUUCAUGCCUCUGGCGAGAUCCCUAUCACCCUGGGGUUGCGAUCCAGGAUCUUAACGCGCAGUAUGUCAAAUCAGAGCUUGAAGGCUGGUUCUUGCACAGACAUCAUUAG
Molecule: messenger RNA, 789 nt
Organism: Talaromyces proteolyticus
Lineage: Eukaryota; Fungi; Ascomycota; Eurotiomycetes; Eurotiales; Trichocomaceae
Exons: 2
Source: RefSeq, a predicted model, not a curated record